AUGUUCUGGGUGGAAUAUAAGACUCUGGAUGUGCGUUGUGGGAGGAGAAGACUUGGAGUGGCAGCCAUGAAGCUCCCUUGUUCCUUCUGGUUCAUCCUGCUGUUUGGAGCAGGUGGUCUGGUGCUAUUCAUCCACCUGCAGGAAAUCUCUGAGAUGGUCCAACAGCAGGCCCCAGGUGUGAAGUUCAGAGUUACUCCCAGACAGAUGAUGAGAAAGGACCUGUGCACUCACAGUGAAGAUGGUGUGAUGAGGGGUGACCCAGACCUGGGUCACAGCCCAGGUGUAGAGGGGCCCUCCAGCCCUAUCCCUCCCAUGCAGUUCCCCGCCUUUGAGUGGGCGUGGCAGGCUGCAACCCCAGCCUCCCGAGAGCUUGACCUAAGCCCCGCCCGGGUCACCAAGCGUCACAGGAAACUGCUGCUGAAGAACACGCCAGCCAUCCGAGCCCUCAACUCGUCCUCCAGCCUGCCCCAAGACAGCUGGCAGAGGCUCUCCCUCAUCCAGGAGGCCCGCAAGCGCCUGGUAAAGGAGGUGUGUGCCAAGUACAAAAGCAACAGCAAGCGGUUGGUCACGCCCCACCAUGUGUCCCGCAUCUUCGUGGAGGACAGGUACAAGCUGCUGUACUGCGAGGUGCCCAAGGCAGGCUGCUCCAACUGGAAGAGGGUCCUGAUGGUAUUGGGGGGCCUGGCCUCCUCCACCCACGAGAUCAAACACGAUGCUGUGCACUACGGCAACCACCUCAAGAGGCUGGACAGCUUCGACCACAGGGGCAUCACCCAGCGGUUAGAGACCUACACCAAAGUGCUCUUUGUACGAGAGCCCUUCGAAAGGCUGGUUUCGGCCUUCAGGGACAAGUUUGAGAACCCGAAUACCUACUACCACCCUGUGUUUGGGAAGCCCAUCAUCUCCAAAUACCGCGCCAACGCCUCACAGGCGGCUCUCAGGACAGGCACCGGGGUAACCUUCAAGGAGUUCAUGCAGUACCUCCUGGACGUGCACCGGCCCGUGGGCAUGGACAUCCACUGGGAGCACGUCAACCAGCUCUGCAGCCCCUGCCUGCUGGACUACGACUUCAUCGGGAAGUUCGAGACCAUGGAGGAGGAGGCCAACUUCCUCCUGCGGAGGACCGGGGCCCCCAGCAACCUCACCUUCCCCAGCUUCAAAGACAGGCACCCACAUGCCGAGAGGACCUCUGUUCGCCUCACCCGGCAGUACUUUGCACAGCUCAAUGCAUCCGAGAGGCAGAGGGCCUACGACUUCUACUACACGGACUACCUGAUGUUCAACUACUCCAAGCCUUUUAAAGAUUUGUACUGAGACCUUGGUGAGGCCAUGCUGAUGAACUUGUCACGUCCGGUUUAUUUAUAGCAGCUGUGAUGCAUUUCAGAAGCUAUUCGGAAAUUAGCUUUAAGUUUUGAAUAAAUCAUGCAAAAUAUCAGUAAUGAGGUAACCUGUCAGACAAACCUAACUGGAUAUAUGCUGCAAACUAACUCAAAUUAACAUUUUAAGGAGAACUUAACCAGUGAUAUACAUUGAAGAUUGUCUUGUUUUCCAAACUGUAAAACAAGUGUUUUUGUAUAUCCCUGAAAUUCAUUAGAAACACAUUUAAAAA
This is a messenger RNA of Megalops cyprinoides (Indo-Pacific tarpon), 1609 nucleotides long. RefSeq names its product carbohydrate sulfotransferase 8. Lineage: Eukaryota; Metazoa; Chordata; Actinopteri; Elopiformes; Megalopidae. Gene Ontology annotation, cellular component: membrane. Gene Ontology annotation, biological process: proteoglycan biosynthetic process; carbohydrate biosynthetic process. The coding region runs from base 1 to 1314 and encodes 437 amino acids. The transcript is spliced from 3 exons. Gene Ontology annotation, molecular function: sulfotransferase activity. The record is from RefSeq and is a predicted model, not a curated record.